Exophiala aquamarina CBS 119918 is the source of this 1116-nucleotide messenger RNA. RefSeq lists its product as uncharacterized. The record is from RefSeq and is a predicted model, not a curated record. NCBI's taxonomy places the organism in Eukaryota, Fungi, Ascomycota, Eurotiomycetes, Chaetothyriales, Herpotrichiellaceae. Bases 1 to 1116 code for a protein of 371 amino acids. The transcript has 3 exons.
AUGCAGAUCUACACGAUAUUGGUGACGUCUCAAAGUAGCAUCAACGCUACCCCUUCACUCCUCUUGGACUCCAACAUACAAUUUGAGGACGCGCUAGGAAGGAAAAGUCCUCUGCCUUAUCAGUGGUUUCAUCAUUGGGAGUCUUUUGAAGGUUUGCUGCGCGCAGAGUUCAAGGACGUGCCUGGUCAACUUAAAGUAAUUGAAGGAGAGUACCAUUUGAUCGAUUCUAAAAAAGACGGAACCUUGAUCAAGAAGGAUGACUGGAAAAAGCUUGUUUUUCCGGGGUCCUCAAUAACGAUGUCUAUGAUCAUUUCUCAGAUGCGAUGGCAAGGUGCUCUCUGCCCUAGGCCGAGCUGCAAACAACCCAAGAGAGAAAUACUUAGCAAGUUCGCUGUCAUAACGUGCGAACAAUGUGGGUUGAAAUAUUACCCCUGCCAAGAAUCAAUGGGCUCUGAAAACCCCGAGUUCUCUUCUCCAGAACAUGGAGAGAUCGAGGAGAUCGAGCUCUUUCGGCUAGUACACAUUAAUCAGACCGAGGACGACGUCAAGACUACGAACUUGCUCCUGCUUAAUAGCAUCCUUGCCAACGACAAGUUUGACGUUGACCAGUCCAUAUAUCAACGAAACAUCUUUGAUAGAUUCCCUAGCAUCCCACCGUAUCUGGCGCUCCGACUUGCAGAAGCUAAUGCACAACGAGCAAAGAGAUUAGCGCGUGCCCAUGACUCUGGUUCAAGGCAAGGCUUGCCCGGCCAGGUGGAACGAGAACAACAAUUUUCGGAACCCGUCGAUGUCUCUGAUAAUGCGGAGCCAGUUACAGGCGGGUCAAAGAACCAGAAACUGUCAGUCCUUGUACAGCAAGGAACCCCGGUCCAACCCCUGAACUCUAUCGUAAAUACCCCCGUGACGACGGAUCUACUAAAGAUCCCCAUGUCGGUUGGGUCUCAAUCUAAUUCGAGGCGCAUGUCCUUUGAUUGGGCGGAGAAAUUUGCAGGUCUGAUAGACGAAGAGGUUUCACUACUACCACAGCAAGGAACCCCACUUCAAGAUUCAUUUAAUAUCGCAACCCUCCUGGUCAUGAUAGAUCAAUUGGAGAGCUUCACCUUGUUUGGACCUUAA